Molecule: messenger RNA, 2256 nt
Organism: Eruca vesicaria subsp. sativa (arugula)
Lineage: Eukaryota; Viridiplantae; Streptophyta; Magnoliopsida; Brassicales; Brassicaceae
Source: the annotation of a GenBank genome assembly
CCCUUUUUUAAUUUCCAAUUUCCUCUCUCUCUCUCUCCUAUGGAACCGCCGCCGCCUCCUCUCUCCUCCACAGCGGUGACCUCCACCCUCCCCCCAACAACCACCAUCUCCCCUCCUCCUCCUCCUCCCCCCACAACAACCUCUUACCCCGACUCCCUCGACUCCUCCCCUCGGUCACGCACCACCGACACCUGGGACGAUCCCCACCCCACCUCCGCCGCCUCCGUCUCCUCCAAACUCCGCCUCAUGUGCAGCUACGGCGGCCACAUCCUCCCCCGCCCCCACGAUAAAUCCCUCUGCUACAUGGGCGGCGACACCCGCAUCGUCGUCGCGGACCGUAACUCCUCCCUCUCCUCCCUCCUCACCCGUCUCUCCAACAAACUCCUCGACGGCCGCUCCUUCACGCUCAAGUACCAGCUGCCCAGCGAGGAUCUCGACUCCUUGAUCUCCGUGACGACGGACGAGGAUCUCGAGAAUAUGAUCGAGGAGUACGACCGCACGGUCUCGGCUGCGGCUAAGCCCUCGCGGUUACGGCUGUUUUUGUUCGCGUCGAAGCCGGAGGCUACUCAGAGUAUGGGGCAGAUCUUGGAGAGCUCCGCGAAGAGUGAUGAUUGGUUUCUUAACGCGCUUAAUAGCGCGGGGCUGCUUAAUCGCGGCUUUUCGGAUUCGGAUGCUAAUGUUAAUCGUUUGCUUGGGUUGGAUGAUGGACUUCGCGGUGGGGAGAAUAAUAAUAAUAAUAAUAAUAAUAAUAAUAAUCUUGAUUUGAGUGGUAAAGAUGAUGACGGCUCCGUUAAAAGCGGUAAGCAGCAACAGAUCCAGGAGCCGCCUCAGACGCAGACGCAAGGAGGAGGAGGAGGAGGAGGAGGGCAAGAUGUGCAUAGUAUGCCUGAUUCUCCGAUGCUUGACACGUCGUCUUCGUUUGGUUCGACUUCGUCCUCUCCCUUGCCGGCGAAUCUUCCGCCGAUUCGUGUACACGUGGAGGAAGCGAAGGGGGUGCAGGAUCAGAGGAUGGGGAUCGAGGAGCAGUUUGCGAGGUUUAACGUUGGGAGUAAGCAGCAGCAGCAGCAGGUGAGUCAGCAGGAGGAUGGAUUCGCUGCGAUUUCGUCGCCGCCGCCGCCUUUGCCUGUGACGAUCUCUCUUCCCGCUGCUGCUGCUGCUCCGGCGAAUGUCUCGAAUGAGUUUCAGGCGAGAGUGUUCUCUGAUGAUGAGAGAUCUGAUCAUGGUGUGCCGGCGGGAUACAGGAAGCCUCCGACUCCACGUUCUCAGCCGCAGAAUCUACCGCCUCAGCAGGUUCAUCACGUGAAGUCAAAUAGUGGUGGACAUGAGUUGCCUUCACCUCAUUCUGUUUCCAGUGAUAGCAGCAUGAACAACAACAACAACAACCCUGUGUUUCAACAACAAAGAGCUUCUGUUUAUCAAGAACCAAUGUCUCAGAUGCCUUCUGGUUCCGCUGUUGUUACUGGUAUGAUCAACCCUUCAGAUCCAAACACGCUCUUACCUCAGAAUCAUAUGCAGAAUCAGGACCCGGGAUACAUUCUCCACCCACAGUUCGAGCAACAAUCUCAGCAACAGCCACAGCAGCAGCAACAGCAGCAGCAGUUCAUACACGCUGCUCCACCUCAAUACAUUCAUCACCAUCCCUCUGGUGGCCAUCCCCUCCACACUUACAUCCCAGUCUACACUUCCCCGCAGCAGCAGCAGCAGUCCUUCCACAGGCAUCCUGGUCAACUGGAUCAACAGCCUUAUCCCGCUGUUUACUAUCUCCCUACUCCGGUCCAACCUAGGCCUUACAGUAUGGCUGUGCCACAAUCUGGUAGUGUGAGCGAGGCUCCAGGGUCUGUCCCUUCUAACCAUCCUCAGCCACCUCUUAGCUCCACCAUGAUGGCUCCACCUCCUAACAACCAGUUGAGAAGUGUUCCUGGUGGCAAACCUGAGGCUGGGGUGUAUACAACACCACAAGGUAUUGGGGCUGCUCAGAUGGUUCACCAGAUCCCUACAAGUCAGCAGCAGUUCAUGGGGUAUUCGCAGAUCCAUCACCCGCCUCAGUCUGGUUCAGCUGGGAUUCCCAACUACGGAUAUGAAUACGCGGACAAUGCUCAUAAGCAGAUGUUCUAUACGCAACCUGUGGGACAUGCGCAGUACCAGACAAUGACCGGUCCUCCACCUGCCAUGGUGUUGCCUGAUGGCUCUGCUGCUGCUGCUAAGCUUCCAGCUGAGAACAUGACACAACAGAUCCGGAGUUCACAGCCAUUGUGA